CGAGGCAAAAAUGUCGUUGGCUGACAUGUACAACAGCCGCAUUCGGCCUAUGCUUGAUGCAAUCGACAAAUUGCGCAGUCUUGGAGUGAAGGAUGAAGGUAUCAAGCUCCCGACGAUCGUUGUUGUUGGUGACCAAUCGAGCGGAAAGACAUCUGUACUAGAAUCUCUAUCAGCCGUUACCUUGCCACGUGGACGAGGAAUCUGCACUCGUGUUCCUCUCAUCCUUCGACUGCAGUCAGUGUACCAUGAAGAUUUUGACGAAGAGGAAGCAAAUCUGGACUUGGAUGCUGAAGGAGAUUGUGACAGAUCGGCGAAACCUGACUUGAGCAUCGAGGAAGAUUCAGCUGCGGAGGAGAGUGGACUGUUGCGCAGUGGUUCUGCUGUGCUGUGCAGGAGCAAAAAUAUCACCACUUUGAAAAAAAGUUGUAAGGUGGUGAUAGAAUAUGGGGAUGUAUGCAAAGAAGUGAGUGAGUCCAUGAUCGAGUCUGCAGUGCGGGAGGCGACAAACUUGCUGGCAGGAACUGGGAAAGACAUCAAGGACUCGCCGAUCUCGAUGACAGUGACUCGUUCAGGUGCACCUGACCUAACGCUUGUCGAUUUGCCUGGUAUCACAAGGGUUCCCAUCGAGGAUCAGCCCCGCGAUAUCUAUGAACAAGUCACAAAAAUGAUUAGACACUACAUCGAACCAGAGGAGAGUAUCAUAUUGAAUGUCAUAUCGGCAGCUGUUGACUUCUCCACCUGUGAAUCAAUUCGCAUGUCACAGGAGGUGGACAAGACGGGCGAGAGAACGCUGGCUGUUGUGACAAAGGUAGAUCGUGCAGCGGAUGGGCUCUACGAGAGGAUAAAAGAGAAUGCUGUUCAUGUGGGGUUGGGGUUCGUACUCGUGCGAAAUCGCACAGAAACUGAUCGGUCAUACGAAGAUGCGCGGCGUAAGGAGGAGCUAUUCUUUGAGAAGAACUCGUCACUGGCUCCUCUUCGGGAGAAAGGCAUGCUGGGUGUUGCUGCGCUUGCUGAGAAACUGACGACGAUCCAGGGGGAGAGGGUGGCACGUUCGUUGCCGAAAAUCCGGCAGCAGCUCGGGGAGCUGCUAGCAGAGCGCACAGGGGAGCUGGCCAGGCUGCCACGUGGCAUUUCGUCGGAGGCUGAGGCAGGGUCACUGUUGUUUUCCCUAGUUAGCUCAAAAACUGAGAUAUUGCAGAGGCUCAUGAUCCAGGGGGAUUACAGAGAGGAGAACAAAUCCCUGCACUUUGCUGCAAGGAUUUACAGUAUGCUGUCCCGUUUUGAUGAAGAGUUGUCCAACGUGGCAUCGGAUUUUGCAAGUGCUGACUACCGGAAGCGUGUGCUUGACGUUAUGGAGUGUGCAAGGGGCGUAUGUCUACCAAACUUCAUGUCAAACCCGGUCUUUCAGCGGCUCGUGCGAGAGGAAGUAGCCAAGUGCACCAAGGUUUGUGAAGGAAUCAUUCCUGUUAUUUGCAAGUAUGCGGAGAGUGUUGCUCUGUUUGCCAACGAGGCAGCAAUGGGGACAUAUCCAUUCCUGUGUGAGCGAGCAAGGACGGUAACAUUGGAGGUGCUGGAAGAUGUUGAAGAUAGCUGCCUUACUUUCGUUCGGCGGAUGCUUGUCAAAGCGGCAGACAUAAUAUAUGUCAGUGACAAGCAAUAUGCUGAGAUGAUGAACAAGGCUCGGUCGAUAAUCCCCUCUGCCCCGGCCAAUGCCGAGGUCCAGUCUGCUCGAGAGAUGCAGGUAAGCUUGUGGUCUUACUGGCAGAUCUUGCACAGGCGGUUGGCAGACGAGAUACCGAUUGAACUGAAGUACGCAGUCCAGGAAGCAUUACUCAGAGAGGUGGACCGACGACUUUUGCAUUUUGCAGGGAGCGAUCGUGAACAACUGAUGGAACUGAUGCAGGAAGCACCAGCGACAUACCGAAGGAGAGAGGGCCUGAGAAGGAGCAUUCGGAUGCUGAAGCAUGGAGUGGAGCUAGUCUUCGCACUGCCACAGUGGUCUACUUCGACGGGCCCUUCCCCCCUCUUUGGUGGAAGAUCGGAUGUGAGGGCGGACACUGAUCGACUUCAUCCAAGUGGGCCUCUUGGGAAUGCCUCUGAGGGUGUGGCUGUGGCUACCACAUCAAAAGCACCUGGAUAUGUCCCCGAAGCAGACAGUGGAAACGGGACAGAAAGUGCCAACGGAACCCAUAUGGCUGCUGCCCUCAUUGGAACUGGUGGUCGGCUGAUGAUGGGCCUUCUGCCGCGAGGGUUCCAGAAGUCUCGACUCCCUGCAGGCAAUUCGGCAACAGACUUCUCGCUGAAUGGAGACGGGCUAAAUAGCAGCAAAGUGCCUUGUGCUAGUAGAAGUUCUGCGAUGGCUGGCCCAGAUUACAGCAUGGGAAGCAUGCCAGUUGGCGGCAACAACGGCCGUAUCUUCUUCGAUGCACAUUGCCAUCUACAAGACGUUCGACUAGGUGGUUGCUUGGAUGAUGUUCUCUCUGAAGCUAGAGUUGCGGGCGUGCGAUGGUUUGCCGUAAAUGCGACAACCGAGGAGGAUUGGAGGGAUGUGAAAGCCUUGGCAGAUAAGCAUCCUGAGUCAGUUGCUCCUUGCUUUGGCCUUCAUCCACUGUUUCUGAGUUCACGGUCAUGCCAGUGGAUGCCGAAGCUCGAAAGCAUGCUUCGUGAAACUCCUAGUGCAGCUGUCGGUGAGAUUGGUCUAGACAAACGACCAAUUUGCGAUGUGGACUUUGACACACAGGUGGAGGUUAUGAAAGCACAGCUGCAGCUUGCAAAGGAGAUCGGUCGACCUGUGUCAGUUCACUGUGUUCGAGCUUAUGGGGAUCUUCUUCGGAUCGUUAAAGAGAUGGGUGAGUUCCAGGCAGGACUGAUUCUGCAUUCUUAUAUGGGUUCUGCAGAAAUGGUGGGCCCCUUCUCCUCUCUUGGUGCAUAUUUUUCCUUCUCAGGCUUCAUUGGGGGCCUUCAGGCAAAGAAAGCUGAGAAGAUGCUGCAACGAGUGCCGUUGGAUCGCCUUCUUCUCGAAACGGAUUGUCCAGACGCACUGCCAUAUGUAGAUCUAGGUCUCCUGCAAUGGGUUCCGAAUGAUCCCAAUGGGUUGCGUCAAGGCCAGAGUCAUGGGGCGGGUUCAAAUGUGUCAUCGUCGAAAGGGUCUAUGGGCGGCAGCACCGUUGGGGGUGACGGAGAUGGUUCAGGCAAACCUGCAUUCCCGAAAGGUGCUCUCAAUCAUCCGGCCAACAUAACCCAGGUGCUGACCCUGGUUGCACGUCUCGCUGGAAAAACUGAGCAGGAAAUUGCUGAAGCUGCAUGCCGAAAUGCGCUGCGAUUAUUCUCCUACGAAGGGUCAAGGAUUGCCGGCGAGUUACCGGCUUAAAAUCGGGUGUCGAGUCUGGCGACAAAGUAAACCUGAGCUCAUUGGCACUCUAAUGAGGCGCUUGGGAAGGGUGGGUGUCAAAGGGGACCUUGAGGAAGUUCUCAGGUCUUGUGAAAUGCAUGCCGAUUGAGACACAGCAUAAUUUCCAGUCUAGGUAUGCCAAACCUAAACCACAGCAGCAAUUCCAGCCUGGGUACAGCAGAUCCUAAAGUCUGUAUCUACCCAGGCUGAUAUUGCUGCUGUGGUUCAGGUCUGGUGUACCUAGGCUGGAAUUCCUGGAGGUAUUCGGGGAACAACAACUGUGUACAGGAUGUUGGAAAGUUGCACUUAUUGGAAAGGAAGGAUUUCAUGUACGGACCUCCACCCUCGCGCACUGAGCCCCCAGGCUUGCUGGUAGUCAGGGUUGCCUUUUGCAGGAUGGAAGGGUCAGGCAAUCGCGCAUGGCUAGGUGUAGUUUGUCAAGGUAGGUUGAUAUGGGAAGGAGUGAGAAGUUUGCAGAAUAAGUCCAUGAAUUGGUAUCCCAUUGAGGCCAUACGAUUGCCUUUUGCAGUAAGGAAGGGUCAGCAAUUGUGCAUGGCUAGGUGUAGUUUGUGAAGGUAGAUUGAUAUGGGAAGGAGUGAGAAGUUUGCAGAAUAAGUGCAUGGAUUGGUAUCCCAUUGAGGCCAUACUCUUGCUUGCAACCAAGAUUCCCUUUCACAAAGAGAGGGCUUAAUAGCCCUGUCUGUGUAGGGCACUGUAGGCAUAUAGUCUCACAUGGCUAUGUGUCAAUGGGGAACAUUGGGCACAUAGUUUCGCACGGAAAAUCAUUGGGGAGCAUUUCCUGGAAUUAAUGAUUCAUGUGUUUGAGCUCUUAAGCAAGGACCCAUGUUUCAGCGUGAAGGGACUUGAUGUCGGGAACUCGAGGAUAAGCGGUGUGCUUGUAGCUGAAGAGAUGGUGCUUGAUGUCAUUCCUAUUCAGGUUUUUGCCUAAGUUUCGGGUAUGGAAAUAAGGUCUCAGGUUGCGACUCUCGGUAUUCAAUAGUUGUUUGGUGUCAUUCGUACUCAGACUUUGGGCCCAUAUCCAAAUCGUUGUUUGGUGUCAUUGCUACUCAGACUCUGGGCCCAUAUAAAUUGGGCGCAGACUUCGGACCCAGACUUCGGGCCCGUAUAAGUUAGGCCCAGACUCUGGGCGCAAAUUUGGGUAUGGAAACGAGGUCAUGGUGCGGUCGUGGUACGUAAACAGUUGCCCGGAACGGGUUGGUGUCAUUGCUAUUCUUUUUAACUUCGGGUAAAUUUCACGUAUGGAAACAAGGUCCCAGCAUAGUCUCAGUAUGACAACGGUUUCCAUGUAAGUUUGUGUUUAUGACAUACUUUAUGUAGAUGGCAUGACAUGACAGUAGAUGUAGACGCUACUAGGCAGGUUCAUGGAAUGCUUUCUAUGGUCGUCACAAGUCAGCAUGCCAUGGACAGCACGUUAGCAAGCUUCACAGAGUCAACGGCAGAGAGUAGUAGCCAUAACAGCAUGAUUUUUCUUAUCAUUUGAUCUUCUUUCUCAGUGGAUUCAUGCUACGUCUCUAUCUCCCAAGUCUGUGUGGUCGACUCUGUUAUUCGGGUUCACCUCAGGUCAGUUCUCAAUCAUAAGUUUCUGUGUACUGGUUUUAUCUUUACUGAAAUUCAGGAUUGUGUAUCAGUACAUGUUCCUCUGUCUACCCUGCAAGGAAUCGAACUGUCGAUCUCUGGCUCAACAGCCGGAUACCUCAACCACUGCAGCUGUGAUAUUCAGGAUUGUGGUUUUUCUUCUGGUGGUUUGUAUUGGUGACCCUGGUUUGACUUUGACUGCUUGAGAACUUGGUGCAUGCAAAAGGUCUUCGUGCGAGUAGAACGUAGUCCUUUUCACCGCAUCUAGACUGAAAGUUGGCCGAAAUACAGCUGUAAUGACCUGGCGUUCUAUUCAGGGAAAGACAGUAGUCUACCAAUAUUGUGAACACUGUC
Chara braunii is the source of this 5341-nucleotide messenger RNA. The record is from the annotation of a GenBank genome assembly. Lineage: Eukaryota; Viridiplantae; Streptophyta; Charophyceae; Charales; Characeae.